Drosophila persimilis is the source of this 1996-nucleotide messenger RNA. Its product is annotated as alanine aminotransferase 1. The transcript has 7 exons. The record is from RefSeq and is a predicted model, not a curated record. NCBI's taxonomy places the organism in Eukaryota, Metazoa, Arthropoda, Insecta, Diptera, Drosophilidae. Gene Ontology annotation, biological process: biosynthetic process. The coding region runs from base 197 to 1981 and encodes 594 amino acids. Gene Ontology annotation, molecular function: L-alanine:2-oxoglutarate transaminase activity; pyridoxal phosphate binding.
AAUAACAAAAACAACAACUGUACACGCUGUUGUCGAAGAAUUUGUCGAGCAAGCGAUUGCCAUUACCGCCGCCGCAGUUGCUACAGCGGAAUUGUAGCGAGAGGCAGAACGGGCCAAGCUUUGAUUUUCUUAUUGGAACACAUUCUACCGACCAUAAACACACCCAUAUAUACGCGAGCGCGCGCCAGAGAAUAGAAUGAGCCGUCUGUUAAUUAACAAACCCAGCGCCAUGCAACGUGCGGCAGCCACAAUGUCUGGCAGGGCCGCCGCCGCCUUGCCACUUCGCCAGCCCUAUCCCCAGCAGCAGCAACAAUCAAAAUUGACGCCCAGUGUCGUCAUUCGACGCUGGAAAUCGUUUAUACAUAGCGUUCAAAAAUCCACAACAGCAGCGUCGGCAGAGCCAGCGGCAGCGGCAGCAGCAGCAGCAAGCAUGACUACAACGACAGCGACGUCGCAUCGCAGCCGCAUUCAAUCCGAAGCUUUUGGGGGUAGACAUUCACCGUUUGACGCCCGUCGUUCGUUCUCAACCAGCACCAAGAUGCCAGCGAAAUGUCUGCAACUGGAGAACAUCAAUCCGAACUUCAUCACCAUGGAGUAUGCUGUGCGUGGACCUCUGGUGAUACGAGCCGGCGAAAUCGAAAAGGAGCUUGAAAAGGGUGCAAAGAAGCCGUUCGACCAGGUGAUUCGGGCCAAUAUCGGUGAUUGCCAUGCCAUGGGACAGCAGCCGGUGACGUUUCUGCGUCAGUUGCUGGCCUUGACAUUCGAGCCCCGACUGCUGGACUCGCCCGAUUAUCCCGAGGAUGUGAAGAAACGGGCCCGCGCCAUUCUUGCCAACUGCCAGGGUCACUCCGUGGGCUCGUACACGGACUCGGCUGGACUGGAGGUGGUGCGUCGCCAGGUGGUCGACUAUAUUGAGAAGCGCGACGGCGGAGUGCCCAGCGAUUGGCAGAAUGUCUAUCUGACAGGCGGUGCCUCGCCCGGUAUCAAGAGCAUUCUCUCGCUGAUCCACGCUGAGGUGGGAGGCAAGCCACCUGGCGUGAUGGUGCCCAUUCCUCAGUAUCCACUGUACUCUGCCACCAUUGCCGAGUAUGGCAUGGACAAGGUGGACUACUAUUUAGAGGAGGAUUCCGGCUGGAGUCUGAGCCGCAAGGAGCUGCAGCGCUCCUUCGAUGAGGCCAAGAAGACGUGCAAUCCACGCGCUCUGGUCGUCAUCAAUCCGGGCAAUCCCACCGGUCAGGUGUUGACCCGCGAUAACAUUGUCGAGAUCAUCAAGUUUGCCAAUGAUAACGGGCUGAUACUGCUGGCCGAUGAGGUGUACCAGGACAACGUUUACGACAAAAACUCCAAGUUCUACUCGUUCAAGAAGGUCGCCUACGAGAUGGGUGAGCCCUACCGCAGCCAAGAGCUGGUCAGCUUCCUUUCCACAUCGAAGGGUUUCCUCGGCGAGUGCGGCAUUCGUGGCGGAUACAUGGAGGUGGUCAACCUAUGCCCCCAGGUCAAGGCCAUGCUUACCAAGUCGAUUACGGCUGCCCUCUGCAGCACCACCGCCGGUCAGGUGGCCGUCAGUGCUCUGGUCAAUCCACCUAAGCCCGGCGAGCCCUCGUACGACCUAUUCCAAAAAGAGAAGAACGCCACCCUGGCGGCCCUCAAGGAGCGCGCAGAGCUCGUCCACAAGACUCUCAGUAGUUUCGAGGGCUACAAGGUGAAUCCCGUCCAGGGGGCAAUGUACGUGUUUCCCCAGAUCGAGAUCCCACCCAAAGCGAUCGAAGCAGCCAAGGCCAAGGGCAUGGCUCCCGAUGUUUUCUACGCAUUCGAGCUCCUCGAGACGAGCGGCAUUUGCAUCGUUCCUGGCAGCGGAUUCGGGCAAAAGCCCGGCACCUAUCACUUCCGCAGCACGAUCCUGCCGCAGACGGACAAGCUGAAACUGAUGAUGGAGAAGUUCCGUGUAUUCCACGCUGAUUUCAUGAAGAAGUACAAGUAGAUGGAGAUGGAGAUG